This is a messenger RNA of Prunus armeniaca (apricot), 1782 nucleotides long. The record is from the annotation of a GenBank genome assembly. Lineage: Eukaryota; Viridiplantae; Streptophyta; Magnoliopsida; Rosales; Rosaceae.
AUGGGAGGCAGCAGCAUCAACAACAACAACAGCCACAAAUUUGAAGACUCUGAGAAGAAAUCAGCACCUGCAGUGGCCCAAAUGAUAGGCUUCAGAGCCACCCUCACUUGGGUUUUUCUCACAGUUUCUGUUCUCUAUGUUCUCUACUCUUCCAACCACCUCCUCUAUGAUCGUCAAGAUUGUCCAACCGCCACGGCACGACAUCUUGAAGGCCUCUCCAAUGUCACUACCUCUGAUAUUAAACUCGUGGAAAAUAAAGAAGAAGAAGCCUCACAAGUACCUGCACUUGCACAAAGGCCUCAGAGAUUCGAUACGGAGCUUAAACACAUUAUGUUUGGGAUAGCAGCUUCGUCGAAUUUGUGGGAAAAGAGGAAGGAGUACAUCAAAGUGUGGUGGAGGCCUAAGGAGACUCGAGGGGUCGUUUGGUUGGACAAAAGAGUCAGGACUAGAAGAAACGAGGGACUGCCCGAGAUUCGGAUUUCAGGGGACACCAGAGGAUUUAAGUACACAAAUCGCCAAGGACAGAGAUCUGCAUUGAGGAUUUCGAGGGUGGUUUCGGAGACAUUGAGGCUUGGAGUGAAGGAUGUGAGGUGGUUUGUAAUGGGGGAUGAUGACACAGUUUUCAUGGUGGAAAAUGUGGUGAGAGUUCUCAACAAGUAUGACCACACACAAUUUUAUUAUGUAGGAAGCUCAUCGGAGAGUCACAUUCAGAACAUAUUUUUCUCAUAUUCAAUGGCAUAUGGUGGAGGGGGUUUUGCUAUAAGUUAUCCCUUGGCUGUGGAGCUGGAAAAGAUGCAGGACCGGUGCAUCCAACGCUAUCCGGGGUUAUAUGGCAGUGAUGACAGAAUGCAGGCUUGUAUGACUGAGCUGGGCGUGCCACUUACCAAGGAAACUGGAUUUCAUCAGUAUGAUGUGUAUGGAGAUCUGCUAGGCCUGCUGAGUGCCCAUCCUGUGACUCCACUGGUUUCCCUUCACCACCUUGAUGUAGUGGAACCAAUAUUCCCACACAUGACCCGAGUGAAAGCACUUCACCAUCUAUUUCAAACCGUCAAGCUCGACUCAGCUAGUGUUAUGCAGCAAACAAUCUGUUACGACAAAGAUCGAUACUGGUCCAUCUCCAUUUCUUGGGGUUAUGUAGUUCAAAUCUUUAGGGGAAUCAUUUCUCCAAGAGAACUAGAGACGCCCUCAAGGACUUUUCUGAAUUGGUAUAGAAGAGCUGAUUACACAGCAUAUGCAUUCAACACUAGGCCUGUCUACAAGCAUCCAUGUCAGAAGGCCUUCAUUUUCUAUAUGAACUCAACCCGGUAUGAUGAAGGUAGAAAGAAAAUUGUUGCUUACUAUACUCGUCAAAAAUUCCCGAUUCCUCACUGCCGAUGGAAAAUGGCCUCACCAGAAACAAUUGAUACUGUUGUAGUCUUUAAAAGGCCAGAUCCUCUUCGUUGGCAAAAGUCACCAAGGAGAGACUGUUGUAGAAUUCUUCCGUCACAAAAGAACACGACCAUGUACCUAAUGAUUGACUAUUGCAGAGUAGGUGAGGGAAACAGAAUGCAGAAGGCACUUGUUAGCUUUAGUGUCAGCGGAAAGUCAACAGAAGAAAAUUUGAAUAUUUUCAAUCGUGAAAUGAGCCAGCUACAGCUGGGAAUUCAUUGCUCUUACAUUCUAUGUAAAUUUGAUCCAAGCAAACCAUUCACUAUUCUUAUCUCUAUAAAUUCUAACUACAACAAGUUCCUUGCUGGUUCGUCGGCGCAAGGUCAAGCAAAACCAAGUAUAAACGUCUCAUAG